Chenopodium quinoa (quinoa) is the source of this 1167-nucleotide messenger RNA. Its product is annotated as FBD-associated F-box protein At4g10400-like. Lineage: Eukaryota; Viridiplantae; Streptophyta; Magnoliopsida; Caryophyllales; Amaranthaceae. The transcript has a single exon. The coding region runs from base 1 to 1167 and encodes 388 amino acids. Gene Ontology annotation, molecular function: protein binding. The record is from RefSeq and is a predicted model, not a curated record.
AUGGCGCAACCAAAAAUAAUGAAGAAUGAUAGAUUGAGUUUACUCCCAGACACAAUCCUUAUACACAUCAUCUCCUUCCUUCCAAUCAAAUCUGCCGUAAUCACCUCUGUGUUGUCUCAUCAAUGGCGUUAUCUCUGGACUCACAUCACUAACGUCGUCUUCACCCCAACUUGUCUUCCUUCUCGUCGUUAUAAUUCUUCUGCACCUCUUAUUUUUCCGAAGCUUCCCUUUCCGAAAGUAAACAGUUUUUAUCUCUGUUUGUCGAGGGAUUUUUAUGAUUUUUCCAAUGCGGAAUCUUGGAUUCGGGAUCUAUGUACACGAAAUCCAGAGCAAAUUGUGGUUGAAUCGAAUCUACCUACUAAUAUAUCUACGAGUACUUGUUUUUUUCAAUGUCAAUCUCUAGUUGUGCUUAUGUUGACUAAAAAUAUUUUUAUUCGUCCUCCUGCUGGUGGAUUUGUUGUAAAUCUUCCUAAAUUAAAGAAACUACAAUUAUCUGGAUAUUGGGAUGAUGCGUUGGCUACAAUUAUUAGGGGUUGUCCACUAUUGGAAGAUUUAAAUCUGGUGAUCACGUCUCACGGUAAUUGCUAUAUGUUUGUUCAUUUGUUGGAUUUAUCGGCUCAUUACAUCAAGAAACUGGUUAUUAUUAGAGCGUAUGACUAUAACGUUAUUCCAACCUACCAACUUGUAGUUAAUCUGUCAAAGCUAGAAGAAAUGACAUUACAUAUUCCUUUUGGUUUAGCGAAUAUUCGUUUUGUUGGGUAUUCUAGUGCAUUAAUAAGUGCAGAAUUUAGAUUUCCUAAGAAAAUUAAUUUUGGUAAGGAAAUUAAUUACCUGAGUCGUAUAGCAGGACUUGCGCAGUUGAUUUCUGAAGUAAGAUCCCUUAAAAUAGAUAACUAUGCUUUGGAGGCUGUUUGUAGUUUAGAAAAUGAAGUUGUUCUUGGGAUGUAUUAUGGUUAUUGUGAGAUACCUAGUUGUGGAUGGAGUUGGAAUGAUGUGGUGCUUUUACUACAAUGCUGUCCCUCUUUAGAGGUGCUCAAAGUAGAAAUAUCGAGAUACUUAACAAAAAGGGAUGCACUCGAGCAUUGGCCUUCUUGUUGCAGCCCUUGCUGGAGUCGAUUAAAGAGGAUCAAGAUAAGAUAUAUUAGUGAGAGUGAUGCUGAUUUUUAG